Scheffersomyces stipitis CBS 6054 is the source of this 699-nucleotide messenger RNA. Its product is annotated as S-adenosylmethionine-dependent methyltransferase. The transcript has a single exon. Gene Ontology annotation, biological process: methylation. Gene Ontology annotation, molecular function: protein methyltransferase activity; nucleic acid binding; S-adenosylmethionine-dependent methyltransferase activity. Lineage: Eukaryota; Fungi; Ascomycota; Pichiomycetes; Serinales; Debaryomycetaceae. The record is from RefSeq and is a predicted model, not a curated record. Gene Ontology annotation, cellular component: eRF1 methyltransferase complex. Bases 1 to 699 code for a protein of 232 amino acids.
AUGCUUCCCACUCCCGAGGUCAAGCACAUCGAUUAUGACACAGUAUACGAACCGUCGGAAGACUCGUUUCUCUUGCUCGACUGCUUUGAGCAAGAGCUCUCGUUUCUAACUACUAAGUUCUCUACAACCAUACCUAUAGUCACAGAGAUCGGAACGGGCUCAGGUAUCGUCACCACAUUUCUUCAGAAAAACAUUCUCCAGAAGGCCAUAUACAUCAGCACAGAUGUGAAUCCUCAUGCCUGCAAGACAGCACUCCAUACAGUUAAAGUAAACAAUGCUGAUUCUGAAUCUGAAAAAUCUGAAAAAUCAAAGAAUGAAAAAUCAACCCCCGAACUAGUAGAUAUCUGCCAGAUGGACCUCGUUUCUGCUAUACGACCCAAGAUUGAUGUUCUAUUAUUCAACCCUCCAUAUGUACCCGCUGGCGAAGUGCCGACGAUACCCAACAAGGAAGAUGACUCUACGUGGCUUGAUUUAGCUCUUCUUGGAGGUGAAGAUGGAAUGGUGAUUACCUGGAAAGUUUUGGAUCUGCUAGACUCGAUUUUAGCUGAAAAUGGAGUGGCUUACAUCCUAUUCUGUGCCAGAAAUAAACCAGACUUCGUAGCUAACGAGAUGACGAAAAGGGGUUGGAAAGUUAAGGAGAUUAUCCAGAGGAAAGCAGGCUGGGAAGUGCUCUGUGUAUUGAGGUUCCAAAGGCUAUGA